AUGGCUUCAGACUAUGAGCGAACGAUUCUGGAUUUCUAUCAGCUUCCUACACCGUACCCUAACGAGUGGCCUGCCGAGAAGGACCAGAGUGAUGCAUCCGAUGACGACGAAGACGUCAAAGAUGAGAAGAAUGCGAAGCUACAGCGCCGCAAGUCACGAUACCAAGCACUAGAAAGAGCCGUCAGCGAUCGGCGGAGCAUAAUACCUGGGUCUCAGUCGGAGAAGGGAGGCAUCGGUAACAUCGUCCAGCGAGACGAGCCAGAUCCCUUGGGCACUACCGACAGCGUUGUUAGGACUCUCCGCCAGCUAGGAGUUCCCAUCCAAGAUGAUCCGCGCCUGCGUAAUCGAUUCCUUCUGUCAUCCACCACCUUUUCCCCCGCCCUGUUUCUGUCUCAGAUGCACGCAACUGCCGAUACUCAAAGCUUACUUGCUGGUCUGGACACUCUGUCACAGUCAAUCGACCAAAAGUCUGCGUCACUCAAGGUCCUGGUAGAGACCAACUUCGAGCGCUUCGUCAAGGCCAAGGCCACUAUAGAUAAUGUCUACAGGGAGAUGAAGUACCGCGGCGCCGAGCCACCCCCACCGCCUACAACGGGUCGCGCUCGUGCUCACUCCCGCCACGCCAGUCGAAGCAGCUUCCGAGGCAGCAUCAGCAACUUGAACCUCGCUGCUUCCCUAGGAACCCCAGCGUCGGAUGCGCGCAAAAAGAACGCGCUGAUUAAGGAAAGCGAAUACGGCGUCGCAGGAAUCAAGGCACCUCUGCUGGACGUUUCCGCCAAGGCAGAAGAUGUGUGGGGUCCGGCACUGGGAGGCCGUGACAAGGAGGAGAACCUCAAGGUCUUGUCUGCCAAUAUUGAUCAAUUCAAGGACUAUGUCGAGCUUAGCUCGGCCAUCUCCGACAGCAUCAAGCGGAGGGACUAUGAGAGUCUUGUGGACGAGUACAACAAGGCGCGCAAGUUUUCCGACAAUGCGCGGGCCCUCGCCACGACCAUUUCUACCGAGGCCUCGUCAGAUACAAUCUACCAGAUUGUUCUUGCAGCACGCAUGUGGCACGAUGUGGAUGAGCAGAUUCAAGCUUUCAAGCGCGACGUCUGGCGGAAGCUCGUUACCCUUCAUGGUGUGUCCAAGUCCGACAAUCUGGGCCAUCAGGAUCAGCACAUGGAGCUGAUCAGUCUACUCCUGGAAUUGGGCGUGGACGACAAUCCGAUUUGGGUCUGGCUGCUUAGUCGGUAUGACCAUCUCAAGGGAAAGAUCCAAUCGACGUCUGAUCGCUCCAAAGUCGAAGUCGAGGUAUUGCGACGACGCCUUGCCAACGCCGACAAGCCUGGCUCGCACACGGUCGCUUCCCAUCUCCGUUCUCUAGGUCAGACCACUGUUGAGAACAAAAUCGCGUCGGCCGACUCUGCCGACAUCAUCGAGCUAUGGGAAAAGAUGUUAGCAUUUCUAUCGAGUAUCCUCUCCCCGCAAGGCAUUCUUGGUGAAGUCGUGGAUUUUUGGCAGAUCAUACAGGGCUUCAUGGAUGGCAAGAUACAGCGCACGUUGCCCCUAGGUUACAACGGAGAGUCGCAACGCCAUCACCAGUUCACGGAACAGGGCGCAGACGAUCUACAGAAGGGCACGUUGGAGCUUGUCGACAUGAUUCGCGAGACGGUGUUCGCCUUCUUCGCAGGGCCACCCCCGGAGGAUAUCUCGCUGUUGUUCUCGCCUCUUCCACUGUCACCAAUGAGUCCAUCCGCUAGUGCCGGAAACCUUUCACCCAGCGGAUUGAGAGAUCCUCGUCUCAACCUCGACCCCAACAACAUCCCGCCACCGUCACCCAAGCGUGGUGAGACAUGGGAAAAGCUAGCUUUCUGGCCUCCAUGGUCGAACUCAGUCAGUGGCGUUCAUUACCUCUCCAAGAUGCUCGCCCUGGUUGGCUCCGGUGCAUCCGACUUGGCGAGUAUCGGUCCGGUUCUCAACGGACAGGAUGUCAGCGUUCAGGACAGACUCAAGUCUCUCGUCAACGUUGCCAGAGAGCGAUGCGUCAUUGCUCUUUGCGCCGCGUGGAACAAGGACGCCGAAAACAUCAAGUUUGUCGAAGAUUGGCACCGGUCACCGGAACUCGGUGAUCUAACCCGCAUGCCCUCAAGCUUUUCCGCUUUCGAAGGCGCAUUGCUCGCUGGCAUGCAGAAGAUUCUUUACAUAUCUGAAGCCAUGUCUAAACCUGGUGCGGGGGAUAUUGUCCUCCCACCACCUAACAAACUCUUGCAGAUGGUCAGAAGCCAGUACGUCACGACGCUCUAUAAGGCGUUGAGUGGCAUGGUGGAAAACGCGGAACGAUCCGUCAAGAAGGCCGACGAUGACUGGACUACGGAUACGGACGGUGCUAUUGUCGCCACCGCCGGGCCUGCUCCCAGUGGCGGAAGAGCGACCCUUGAUGCCGGAGACAGAAACGUCCGCAUGCUCCUCACUCUCAGCAACCUGCAGGCCCUCCGGGCCAAGGUGGUCCCAAGCCUAAAUUCGCAAUUUGAGAACGCCUUUUCGGUGAAGCUCAGCGACGAAUCCAAGACGAUCAAAGAUGUUCUGGGUCAGAUUGAUGCUAGGCUCUUCCAGUCUUAUACUCGGCCAUCUAUUGAACAGCUCCGGACCAUUGUCCGGACCGGAGUCACCUCUCCGGAUUGGAGUCCCGAAUCUGGCCAAAAGCCGUCUGAAGCGAGACCCUAUGUCUACGAGGCCCUUCUGAGCCUUGUCCUCGUCCACAGCCAAGUGUCAACCACUGCCCCUACUCUCACUUCUCAGGUGCUCUCUUACCUCCUCGAACAAACCAGCCGCGAGCUUCUCGAGGCGUUCCGCACCCGCCCAAGAUAUACCCUUGAGGCUCUGAUGCAAGCUACCCUGGACGUCGAAUUUGUUGCCCAGACGCUGAGCCAGUACACCACCGACCGCGCGUCGCAACUUCAGAGUGAGAUCUACCAGGAACUCGACGGACGUACCGACAACGAUGCCCGCGCACGGCUGCAGAGCGAGCUGCCGGAGAUGCGUAGCGUGUUGAAGCGGCUGCGUGAGGCGAGCAAGAACGAGUUCUCCUGCUUCAGAAAGAUCAAGCGUCCCGGCUUGGGGCCCUCAAGGACAGGCACAGCAGAUUCCAUCUCUAGCAUCACAAAAGGCUAG
Molecule: messenger RNA, 3150 nt
Organism: Colletotrichum graminicola M1.001
Lineage: Eukaryota; Fungi; Ascomycota; Sordariomycetes; Glomerellales; Glomerellaceae
Product: exocyst complex component Sec5
Exons: 3
Coding region: 1-3150 (1049 amino acids)
Biological process (GO): Golgi to plasma membrane transport; exocytosis
Cellular component (GO): exocyst
Source: RefSeq, a predicted model, not a curated record